Porites lobata is the source of this 4586-nucleotide messenger RNA. The record is from the annotation of a GenBank genome assembly. Lineage: Eukaryota; Metazoa; Cnidaria; Anthozoa; Scleractinia; Poritidae.
AUGUCUGGACAGGUCGAUAGAUCCAACACGUACAAAAAUGCGUGCUUUGCAUCUCAAAUUCACUUUUAUACUGGAAGCAGAAUGCUUGGAGAGCGCAAUAUUCUGCUGCUACUUUUUUGCUGUGUAUCUUAUACGGUGCUCUUUCCCCAGAGGAUUGAAGGUAACUUAUUGCACUUUAUUACGGCAGGUCAAAAUAUUCCACUCCGGCACCAGCUCACCGAUCAGCCCAGGAAAGAUGAUAAGACAAUUUUUAAUUAGCUCUCCUAUCCUAGGUCAUGACUUACUCGAUUUCUUUCAAGGCGAGUUGUGAAAAGGGAACGCGGUAUGAUUCUAACAAACUGAACCUAUUGUUGUUAUUUUAAAGCUUGAACUUUUCAAAGGACAAUAGAAAUUAAUUGGGCCUUUUUUCGAAAGAGAAACCAACAAACAGCAAGGAGUUUAGGGGGUGGGGCAUAUAUACGAAUCCUGGAUUUUAAUAAAGUUUGUCAAUUAUAGUUGCGACUCAUUAAAAACCACAUUUCGUUUAGAAAAUUUUUAUCUUUUAUCUAGUGACUACUCCUUUUUUCUUUAUAGCAGCUAGUUUUAAGGCCGGUAAAGUCAAUAUUGCUGCAGCGGGCGGAAGCUUGUUCGCUUGCAAGCAGAUCUCCUUCACUCAACCUUUCCAGGGUGGAAAAGAAGUGAAAGUCUUAGCCUCAUUUGGCCACGCAGCUAACAACUCAGCUCAUUCUAAUGGUGCUGCUAUUUGGGUGGAAUCGGAGGAUGCAAACCAAUUCCGCGCUUGCGUCUAUGAAUACAGCGACGGAUCAAACAAAACAGCGGAAUUUAAUUGGGUCGCCAUGCAAUCUGCACCAUCAGGGGCGCAGUUAGGAACAACCCUCUUGGACUCCUGGACUACUGGGACAGAAUGCAAAAGGAUCGACUUUCCCCAGGUUACCUUUUUGUUUUCGUUGUUGUUGUUUUUGUUUGUUUGUUUAAGACUACGAAAAAAAUAGUGACGAGAUAAAACCGAAUGCAACAAAUAACAUUAUUCGCCACAGCGACUGCGGACGUAAAAAUUAAAGUAUUAACUCUUUAAGCCCUAAGAGUGAUCAGCAUCAAUUUUCCUUGUAAUAUCAAUGCUUUGUAAAAACAGUGUGGUCAUGAGAUUGACGGACUUGAUCACCCAAUAUGAAUAUAACUGAUACUUCAACAAAUUCUCCCCACUACUUCUAUUGAAAACGUAUAGGGAUAACACACGAGAAUUUGAAUUUUGAUGUUAGCGUUUAAAGGGGCUAUGUCAGCUGGGGAGCAUGCGCUCUGAGGUUAUGCAAAUUACUUUCAACUGUCAAAAAUUCUAUUGUUUUUAACGCGUGACUUUCUCCAUGUGCGCUCUGAGGUUAUGCAAAUUACUUUCAACUGUCAAAAUUCUAUUGUUUUUAAUUAACGCGUGACUUUCUUCAUGUUCUCUGUCACGUCCAAGGUUCCGAAUUUAGAGAGGUUAACAAGCGAAAUGGGUUUGGAUAAGGGAUAUUUCGAUAGAAUUUAUGGAACGUUUCUUCUCUGGUUAUGCCAGAUCAAGAAUAAAAUUGUGACGACAAUUUUACUUGUAGUUUUGAAGUAAAAAACGCAUGCCAUUCAUAAAAUGAUAAAAUAGAGCGCAAACAAAAAUUCAACAACAACAUAUUGUCUUAUUCAACAAAAUAAAUGGAAGUUGUAUUUUACAAACGAGCUACUAAAGACGCUAGACCGAAGAUAAAGACCAAGACUGCUUCAAAUCAUUAACAAUUAGACUUGUCUGUCGCUACUGAUUUUAUAAUUUAGAUGCUGAUAGAACAAGAGACCAAGUCUUUGUUUUGAUCUUAGGGAAACAUACAUUAUCGCGCAAAAUUGUUCGAUCGUGCCGAAUCACUGCGACGUCGAGAAAAACAGAACCCAGCAUCAUUGGUAUACUACUCCACUAUAAGCAGUCCGUUGAUAAAAGGGAAAGUAAACUCUGCUAUUUUCCAAAAUUAUGCUCGAACACAAACAGUUCAAAAACAUGGCAUUUACAGGAUCUAACUCGUACUAAGGUGCCUCUCUAAGUCCGUUGAGAACAAUCUGGACGAGCAAACGGUCGUGUUUAUCUUUGCCGUGAAUCGAGAUAAAUACAAGAAGGAAUCUAGCCGAAUUUUAGAAUGUUUCCUUCGCCAGGAGUUUAGUUUCGUCACGAAACUCAUGGCCUGAUGCUCUUGUAAUCGUUUACAAAAAACGGCCGCCGCCAACUCGAUAGCCGCUUCAUUGUAUGUCCACAUACUUUGAGCACAAGAAAAAUCCAAGAGCCAGAAGCCUCUAAAAUAACUCAAUAGAAAGGUUCUGUGAACUAUAGGGAAGAUUCCAUCAAAGAUUCCAUCACUCAUUGUGGAGUAGCCGUCAUUAACUCUGCCAUUACAACGGCCGCUGAUAAGAGGACACAGUAAAUCCACGUAAAAACAUUCCACAGGCAAACAAUUUUAAAAUAACGCCAAAAAAAUUGUUCUGUAAUCACUAUAGAACGAUUCUUAAUACAAAACUUCGCUAACUAUCGAACGAUGGCUGAGAUUUAUACAGAUAAAAACAGCCUUACUCUACUGUAAGCCAGGAAAAUGGGCAGCUCCAGAUUUAUUUACCGAAGUGGAUUAAAUGGUUUCAUUUUAUUGCUUUUGACUGCGCGAUUUAUUAACCCCUUACACCCUAACAUCAAAAUUCAAAUUCUCAUUUGUUAUCCCUAUGCGUUUUCAAUUGAAGUAGUGGGGAGAAUUUGUUGAAGUAUCAGUUAUAUUCAUCUUGUGUGAUCAUGUCCUUAAUUCUCAUGACCACUCUGUUUUAUAAAGCAUUGAUAUUACAAGGAGAAAUUUGACGCUGAUCAUUCUUAGGGCUUAAAGGGUUAAUCUUGCUUGAGAUGUUUCGAUGUACAACAAUGUUAUUCUGCACGCAUGACGCCACGUUUAUAUAUGGGAUUCGGUCACCCCGGCCUCGGCCGUAUCGGGUAAAUUGGGACAGAUGUCAAUCCACAAAAUAUAUUUUGUUUCUAGUUGUUUUAUGACAUAUUUUAAAAGAACAUUUAUGAAUAUUAAGUUGACACUAGACACUGAGACCUUGAAAUCUUAGCCGGAUGAUUGAUGUUUGAAUAACCCUUUCAAGACUAAAGGCUGUUGAUAUACUGUCUUUUAUCAAUUAUACAAACUUCAGGAUUUUGGAAUUAGGAGGGUUAUUAAAUGUUGAUCGACAUUCCCGUUUUUUGUCAUGUUUUCAGUGUUCAAGAGAUAAAUGCAUAAAAAGUAAAACGUUCUUGACCAUUUUUUAACUCUAAGGAAUAUUGUCUUUUACUGAGUGCCCCUUGGCAAAUUUCGCUUAAAAUUAAUCUGGCAAUCCCUCCGGUCCAUAAACCAUUUUAAGGUCAACAUGAACACUAUUUCCAGAAAACAAAAUGUAAUUUCAUCUUCACAGUAUUUUAUUUUGUUUUGGAAUAGUGUCUACUUUUGACGCUUUUCUAACAUCGAAGAUGGUCAACUGAAGACGGCCAAAAGUUCAUGGAAGUAUUAUUUUAAACUUUUUCCGGUCACGUGAGCUAUAAGUGUACAUCAUGAUCAGUUCCCGUAUUAUUUACACCAAGUGACUUAAGAGGCUUCAAUUAAACUUCCACUUAAAUUUUAUCAAUACUUAUCCAUAAAAACAUAUUCCAAUGACCUAUCCCUUUGAUUUAAUUUACAAGCAAUCACUCAUAGUCAUUACUACUGGUCAUUCAUUCAUUCCUAUACGUAUAAUCUACUUAUUGUCAAUUAAAUAUAGUAACUGUAUCCUGUUGUCUUGCCAUGAGCGAAGAGUUCGUAUGCGCACAUACGCCUGUGCGUGUAGCUGAAAUCUGUUUUAGUACCUGAAAGCACUUUAUCCGAUAAAAUCGGGAUGACAGAUAUUUUUUUUUUGCAUUAUAUUGGAGUCCUGUUUUAGUAUUUCCUUCAUCCUUAUUGUUCUAUCAACGGCUCAUUGCAAGAAACCCUAUAGUGAGAGAUGAGUGACGGAGCUCUCUUGCAUUUCUGCAAAGUCAUAACAAGCACAAGGACGUUAAUUGCUAUUGAUAGCGUUGUAACAGAGUUUGCCCGUCUGAAGGGUAGACGCCAUCGCCCUCUGCUUGUAACCUCUUUGAUUACGUCACUGUUUUACUUUUCCCGUUAACACUGUACCUUAUUUUACCGAUAACAGCUAGAGAGGUGCAAAAAAAAAAAAGACGAACUACUGCAUUUUUCCUCCGUAUUUAUUUGCUGAAAUGUUCCGCGGAAAACGUAGGAAAUGGCGUUCCUGGGACCCUAAAUUAAAAAGUUUUCUGCAGGAGCAUGCCCCAGGCUCUCUUAGUUUGGAGCGCCUUCGGUACAUUAACUUACCUUCCCGCGUGCACACACACCUUCAAAUCUCACACCAUUCCAACUACCUCGUCAGCUCGCUACUAUUCCUAAUUUACACGUUUGUUCUGAUUUCUUCCUAGCGUUUCCAGUCCUCCAACUAUACUUGUGACUCCUAGUCACCAGGUUCCAGAGCGACCUCAGGAUGCCAUGGCCGUGUGGGUGGAGGACUUGACCCUAAAGCAGUUUUAA